GGUCACCCUCGGCCGCCCUCCGGUCCCGCCUCCCCCCCGCGCUCCCGGCGCCCGCGGGGGCGCGCCCCUGCCGCCGUACAUAUACUCAGGUGCGCCGCACCUGUCCGCCCGCACCUGCCCGCUCGCCGCCGAGCCUCCUCGCCCUGCAGCCUCAGGCCGACAGCCCAGGGCACCUCGGGGACUUCCAGAACCCAGGACCGGGCGCACACAGCCCCUCCGCCUUCUGUCUGGGUAGGGGCGCGGGGGAGGCCGGAGGGGGACGGCCCGGCCUUGCAGGAUCGCUCUUCCCACCACCAGUCCGCCGCGUCGCCCGACCCUUCGGCUGACACCCUCGCCCCGCCUGAAGGACCGAUUUGUGGGCUUUUGUUGUUGUUUCCGAGUGACAAAAAGAUCUGGUCGCUCGACCCCAAACUUCUCUUUGGGUGACUCGUCUCUUUCUGUGGGGCUGCCCCCCCGAGGCGGGUCCGCUUUCGCGCAGGGUCGCCCGCCCGGCGUCCCCAGGCUUUUCCGAGGGCGAAGAUGGCCAAUUCGGGCCUGCAGCUGCUGGGCUUCGCCUUGGCCCUGCUGGGCUGGGUGGGCCUGGUGGCGUCCACCGCCAUCCCGCAGUGGCAGAUGAGCUCGUACGCGGGCGACAACAUCAUCACGGCCCAGGCCAUGUACAAGGGGCUGUGGAUGGACUGCGUCACGCAGAGCACCGGCAUGAUGAGCUGCAAGAUGUACGACUCGGUGCUCGCCCUGCCGGCGGCCAUACAGGCCACCCGAGCCCUCAUGGUGGUGUCCCUGGUGCUGGGCUUCCUGGCCAUGUUCGUGGCGACGAUGGGCAUGAAGUGUACGAGCUGCGGGGGCGACGACAAAGUGAAGAAGGCCCGCAUCGCCAUGACCGGAGGCAUCAUCUUCAUCGUGGCAGGUCUUGCUGCCUUGACAGCUUGUUCCUGGUACGGCCACCAGAUUGUCACAGACUUUUAUAACCCGCUGGUGCCCAUGAAUGUGAAGUACGAGUUCGGCCCCGCCAUCUUCAUCGGCUGGGCGGGCUCCGCCCUGGUCAUCCUGGGAGGCGCGCUGCUCUCCUGCUCCUGCCCCGGGAGUGGGAGCAAAACUGGGUACCGCGCACCCCACUCCUACCCGAAGCCCAACUCUGCCAAGGAGUACGUGUGAGCGGGGACCCCCGGGGCCGGCCUGGCAGCCCGACCGCGCGCCGCCGGGGUACCUGAGGCGGCCGGUGGGGGGGGGGGGCCGAGGCAGAGCAGAGGCGCCGCCCCCCUGUGCCCGCACCGUGUACAGUUCCCCCGAGGGGGUGGGCGAAGGACCCAAAAACCGGGGAGGGUGUGUUUUGUACAGAAUAAAAAAGUUAACUUUUGGAAA
Hyaena hyaena (striped hyena) is the source of this 1362-nucleotide messenger RNA. RefSeq names its product claudin 7 (gene CLDN7). Gene Ontology annotation, cellular component: bicellular tight junction; plasma membrane. The transcript is spliced from 4 exons. Lineage: Eukaryota; Metazoa; Chordata; Mammalia; Carnivora; Hyaenidae. The coding region runs from base 520 to 1155 and encodes 211 amino acids. The record is from RefSeq and is a predicted model, not a curated record. Gene Ontology annotation, molecular function: structural molecule activity. Gene Ontology annotation, biological process: bicellular tight junction assembly; cell adhesion.